Messenger RNA from Epinephelus lanceolatus (giant grouper), 1046 nucleotides. It is a transcript of the gene med27, whose product is annotated as mediator complex subunit 27. Gene Ontology annotation, molecular function: transcription coactivator activity. Gene Ontology annotation, biological process: regulation of transcription by RNA polymerase II. Lineage: Eukaryota; Metazoa; Chordata; Actinopteri; Perciformes; Serranidae. Gene Ontology annotation, cellular component: mediator complex. The record is from RefSeq and is a predicted model, not a curated record.
GCCAGCAGCAGACAGAGGAGAAGCAGCAAAGAUGGCGGACGUGGUGAAUGUCGGGGUGAAUCUGGACGCCUUCUCUCACGCCAUCAGCGGCAUCCAGGCGCUCCGCUCCAGCGUGAGCCGAGUAUUCGAGUCCCUGAAGGACGGCAUGAAGAACCGGGAGACCCUGGAGGGCCGGGAGAAGCAGUUUAUAGCCGAGUUCCAGGACAACCUGCAGGCGGUGAACAGAGACCUCAAUGAGUUGGAGCGUCUCAGCGGUCUGGUGGGACGUCCCUCAGAGUCUCAUCCCCUCCAUAACAGCGGUCUGCUCAGUCUGGAUCCGGUCCAGGAUAAAACCCCUCUAUACUCUCAGCUGCUGCAGGCCUACAAGUGGUCUAACAAGUUGCAGUACCAUGCCGGUUUGGCUUCCAGUUUGUUGAAUCAACAGUCACUCAAACGAUCGGCCAAUCAGAUGGGAGCUUCAGCCAAGAGACGACCCAAAGUCCAACCCAGUACUCUGGUACUUCCUCCUCAGUAUGUGGAUGAUGUUAUCUCUCGGAUCGGCCGGAUGUUUCCUGAUAUGACCAUCGAGCUGUUCAGACCCAACGGGACGUCGGCUGUGCUGCUGGUGACCCUGGGGAAGGUGUUGAAGGCAAUCGUUGUGAUGCGUUCGUUGUUCAUUGACAGGACGGUUGUUCGAGGAUACAACGAGAAUAUUUACAACGAGGACGGAAAGCUGGACAUCUGGACCAAGUCUCAGUACCAGGUGUUCCAGAAGGUAACAGACCACGCCACCACCGCCCUGCUGCACUACCAGCUGCCCCAGAUGCCCGACGUCGUGGUUCGAUCAUUCAUGACGUGGUUGCGGAGCUACAUCAAACUCUUCCAGUCUCCGUGUCAGCGCUGUGGUCGUUUCCUGCAGGACGGACUUCCUCCAACAUGGCGAGACUUUAGGACACUCGAGGCGUUUCACGACACGUGUCGCAUGUAAACAAAUACUUCCUGUUUACCUGUUGAUGGACUGUGUAUGUACAAAGAUGUUUGAAUAAAGUUUAAUUUGUAUGAUUUUA